Messenger RNA from Sphaeramia orbicularis (orbiculate cardinalfish), 2108 nucleotides. It is a transcript of the gene fbxl6, whose product is annotated as F-box and leucine-rich repeat protein 6. NCBI's taxonomy places the organism in Eukaryota, Metazoa, Chordata, Actinopteri, Kurtiformes, Apogonidae. The record is from RefSeq and is a predicted model, not a curated record. Gene Ontology annotation, molecular function: protein binding. The transcript has 10 exons. Bases 147 to 1850 code for a protein of 567 amino acids. Gene Ontology annotation, cellular component: SCF ubiquitin ligase complex.
AAAGGCGAAAUGCAUUGUGGGUGUAUAUUGUGGCUGGAUUCCUCCCGGUGUAUGAAGUAGCCUAGCAGAUUCCACUAUGCUACUUGUUUUCCAAACCCGGAUUUUCUUUGAAUAAGCCUUGUGAUAAAUAUUAGAAAUCAGCAGCGAUGGACUCCUUCAAAGCAGAAUCUCAGGAAGGAAAUGAAGUGGCUGAACCCAGCACAUCAAAAACACCAGAUCAGGGAACAAAGAAACCAGCAUCACAGAAACCAGCUUUAAAGAGGAAAUCAGAUGUGCCUCAAAAGAAGAAAGCGAUAAAGCCAAAAAAGAGAGUUAGCAGGUCUGCUCAGCUUGGAUACACUGUCCAUGAAGGAGAAGAUAUGCUUCUUGUCAUAUCCAGCACUUCUCAGUACAACAGCUCAAACUGGACCACUCAGAGGAAGGGAAACAAGAAGAAAAAGUUAACAGAAAACAAAAAGAAAGUCAUUCAGAUUAAGAAAAAAAAGACAGUUCGUCCUAAACCUAAAGUGGUGAAUAAUCCAGCGGUAAAGGAGAAAGAGGAACUUGCUUUUGUGCCACAGGAACCAACAGACAACAGAUGGGGUGAAAGUGUCCCUGAGGAGGUACUCGUCAAUAUUUUUCAGAUGGUCGUUGUCCAAGAUGGUGCUGUACCAUUUCUUUGCAGAGUGGGAAGCGUGUGUCGUUUGUGGAACGCUGCUGCCUCCAGUCCAGUCCUCUGGCGUAGAGUCACUAUCGGUUACUGCUGGAUUGAGCCGAGGAGGAGCCAGCUGCCUAAAACUGAGAAAAAGAUAAAGGACACUAUAGACUGGCUGGCUCAGCACAGAUUCUCCCAGCUGCGAGAGUUUUCACUGUGUCACUGGAUAAAGAAUGUCAGCUAUGCAGUUGAAGUUGUGUCACGGUUCUGUCCACACCUUCACUCCCUCACACUCUCCUACUGCUCUGGCGUGUCGGAGCACGUCUUCCAGAGCCUGGGUGUGCACAGCCGGGCCCUGCAGAGCAUCAACCUCCAGUAUUCAGAGUUUCAGGUUGAUGGACUCCUGACCUUCCUCGAGACACACGGAAGGCAACUCAGACAACUUUUGUUCACUUGUGGACUAAAGACUGACGGACUUCUGGCUGCAAUCACUAAGGGAUACUGUCCUGACUUGGAGUUCUUGGAGAUCAAUAAAAAGCUGGACGCUAAAGAAUGUGAACUUCCAGUUUACAUCCAGGGACUGCAGACAGCGUGCCCUAAACUUAAGACGUUCCGGAUGCUGAAUGUCAGGCCGCUACAUAAAACAAUGCGUAAUGCUUGUACAGAUAGCACCUCAGGCUUCCCGCUGCUGGAGGAGCUGUGCAUAGCCACCACCUCUUAUUCUUACAUGACUGACAAAGAACUGUGGGAUAUACUUUUUGGCUCCACCAAGCUGCGGGUGCUGGACCUGCGAGGCUGUUCUCGAAUCACACCUUUGGGUCUUGCAGCUCUGCCCUGUCAGGAGCUGGAGUGUCUGUUCUGGGGUCAGUAUUUCAGCAGCAGUAUUGGAUUAUCGACGCCCAAGAAGGGACUUCAUUUGCUGACCCAGAAAUGGAACCAAACACUACAGCAACUGGACAUCGCAAACCAGCUGUUCAGUGAAGAUGACCUGGAGAUGGCCAUGAGUCAUCUUACCCAGGCCACAGACGCCGAUACCCUGCGUUCACUCAACCUUAGUGGGACCAGGAUCACACCGCCUGCUCUCAGGUCAAUAAUUAGCCAAACAACUUCUCUCAACUACCUCAAUCUGUCAUCCUGUCGUUAUCUUCCAAGAGGAAUGAAGAGAAUUUACCGUGGCCAAGAAGACAUUCGGCAGCUACUGGACAAGAUGGAGUAACUGAGAGUUUUUUGUGGUUAAAAAAACCAUAAGUAAAAACUGGACACACCUCACUGCACUCAAGGCCUCUUUGUAGAUCCGUCAUGGGGUAUUUGUAUAUGUUGUUUAAUGGGUAUUCACACAAAAUAUUCACUUCAUGUAAAAACACAGGAAUCAUUUAAAAAUAAAGUGGAGAAGACCCACAGGAACACUUGGUGCUACUGAUUUCUCUUAAUGAGCUGGAUUUUAAAUACAUUUAUGAGUCACAUCCAUUGUAAA